UUUCAGGUUUCAAGUCUCAGAUCUCAGCUGGUUCUGACAAAAUUACUCUACAAAAAGCAUCCGCAGUAAUCCAAUCAAUAAUAAAUAAAAUAUAUCCAAAACACAAUCUAUGAAUGAUUCUAUUCCCUUUUUUUAAAAAAAGAAUUGAAGUACUAGAUUAAAUGUAGACAAAACGUCACAUACUAUGUAUAGGAUUGCAGACAGUAUAAGUGUUGUGUUGCUAAAAUUUAUUUAACUAUUUUUUUCAAAUUGUCAUUAAUCAUGAGCAAUUCUGACGACGAUUGGUUUGAAAAAGAUAUAGAUGAAUUUGUAGUCCAAGCGCCUUCAAGUGAUGUUGAGCAUUUCGUUACAUCAAAAAUUUCCGAUGCUGACGAUUCCGAGUAUGGUGGAAGCUACUGUUCCAAUGAAAAAAAUACAAACAGAACAUCAACCGAUCAAAAUAAAGCGAACAAUUUUAUGGUAAAGAAUUGUACCAACUCAUCAUACAUUCAGCCAAUUUCAUUCAAAAAAUUGAGCUUUCUUUUGGAUCAAACCCCUUUGAAUAUAUUUUUGGAUAUAAUUCAAACUGAUUCUGGAUUCUUUGAAACAUUAAAUCGAUCAUCGAAUUCAAUUGAAAUGAUGCUGUCAACUAUUAAAGUGAUAAAUAGGUUUAUUGAGAAUCCAUUUACUGAACAUAUUAAUACACUCUUAAAUAAAGUACGCAAAAUAAGUAAUUAUUGGAAUCAAAUCGAAACCAUAUUAAAAGAAACAACGAUAAAGCCACGACCAAAUUCUUUUUCAAAACAGAAAAAGAAAAAUAAUAAAGUGGUUGUACACCGAAAUAAUACAGAAGUGUGGCAACAUGCUCUAGAAUUGUCCACUUCAGUUGCAAAGUAUGUUGGAUUACCUGGAGGAUUCAUUGAAAACAUUUUAAAAAUCAUCGAUGGGAAUGAAAAUAAUGAUUUGAUUUUAAGUCAGUUUAAAAUUGAGUAUGAAAUGCUACUGAAUGAUUCAAAAUCAGAUAAAGAUAAGGAUAAAGAAUGUUAUCAAACAUAUCAACAAAUGGAUAUUUACCCGAGUAUUGACGAGCUAACACAGAAACAAAAUCUACUCACAUAUGUUAAACCGAACAUUAUAAAAGGUCGUUUUGAGAGUGUUGCACAAUAUUUGGACAUUCAUUUAGCGUUGUUACGUGAAGACUUUAUCAGUCCGCUUCGUGAAGGCAUAGUUCAAAUAAUUGAACAAUUGAAAGAUAAUCAAACAGUAGAAGAGCCAAAAUCAAAUUUCAAUAUACGUGUUUAUCCAAAUGUUCGAAUCCUGGUUAAGCAAUUGAAAAGUUCUAAAACGAGGUUUAAAAGUGAAUAUUUGAUGGUAGAUUUGGAAGCUAAAAUUCGUUCCGAACAAAACUCAUCAGAACUGGUUAACACUAAUAAAUAUUCGAAAAAAUUGAUGUAUGGAUCCUUAUUGUGCUUCUCAUCAACACCGAUGUUUGAAAAUUUGAUUAUCGCCGUGGUUUCUAAUCGCGACGUUGAUUUACUGAGUCAGGGUUAUAUUCAAAUAGAAAUAAUCCAUUCGUAUAAUAUAACAAACGUAUUUGAUCGAGAUCUUAUAAUGUGCGAAAGUGAUGUUUAUUUCGAAACUUAUCGGCACGUAUACAACGUAUUAAAAUCAUUUACUGACGAAACAUUUCCGAUGAAGAACUAUAUCAUUGACGUUGAUCCUACGCCACACUAUCCUACUUAUAUACCAAAACAAGGAGAAGUUGUUUUUACUUACAAGCAUCACACAUUAGAUUUGAAGAAUACAUCAUCUUGGCCGAAAGCGAUUGAAAUGAAUUUCAAUGCAACCCAAGCAGAGGCGCUGAAACAUGCAAUAACGAAACAGUUUUCAAUUAUUCAGGGUAUUCCAGGAAGUGGAAAGUCUCACAUGGGACUAGAAAUAGUUUCUACACUUCUCCUAAAUACAAACGCUCAAAUUGUGGUAAUAAGUUACACGAACCACGCAUUAGACCAUUUUUUGUCAAGCAUCCUCAAAUACACUGAUAGCAUUGUUCGGAUCGGAAACCAAUCGAAGAACGAGCAACUUGAUCGCUUCAAUAUUAAACAGUUAUGUGAAAAUGCAGUCAUUGAUAAACGUGUCAAAACGGCCUUAUUUAAGCUCAAGAUGGCGUAUUCAGAAGCUGUCCAAGAGUUCAAUGAACUUCAGAAUUCUUCAAAUACUGAUAUUGAAACAUUUGAUCUGUACACCAAAAUUCAGGCCAAACUUCAAUCUAUUUCACGAAUGCAAGAAGAAAUUAAGCAAAUUGGUGAAUAUCAAUUAAUAAAGUCCAAGCGAAUUGUAGGCAUGACCUCAACGGGAGCAGCAAGAUGCAAUGCUUUAGUACACUUGCUUCAAUCUCCCAUUGUGGUGUUUGAAGAAGCAGCUGAAAUGCUGGAAAGUCAUAUUGUUGCAGCGUUGACCAAAAAUGUUCAACAACUCAUUUUAAUUGGAGAUCAUCAGCAAUUGAGACCCAUAACAAGUGUAUACGAACUAGCUCGGAAGUUCAAUAUGGAUAUUUCACUGUUUGAACGUAUGAUUAAUAAUGAUAUGCAUUGUGUCACUCUUACAACGCAAUAUCGAAUGCGACCGGAAAUAUCAAGUUUAAUAAGAACUUCAAUAUAUAAAGAGGUAACAGACGAUGAUAGUGUGAAACAGUAUCCAGAUGUGGUUGGAGUAUCAAAAAAUUUGUAUUUUAUCGACCAUACUAAUUCUGAAUCUGGUGAUUCAGAUGAAACUACCAAAAAGAAUGUAUACGAGUCAUUGUUUAUGCUUUCACUUUGUAACUAUUUGAUUUUGCAAGGCUAUAAAGCAGAUGAUAUUACCAUUUUGACAACCUACAAUGGACAAGUUUUCCAAUUUGCACAGGUGAAAAAGAAUAAUUCUUCUUAAUACAGUAAAACCUCCCAAUAGUGGA
Messenger RNA from Sitodiplosis mosellana (orange wheat blossom midge), 2932 nucleotides. Its product is annotated as NFX1-type zinc finger-containing protein 1-like. Lineage: Eukaryota; Metazoa; Arthropoda; Insecta; Diptera; Cecidomyiidae. Gene Ontology annotation, cellular component: nuclear RNA-directed RNA polymerase complex. The record is from RefSeq and is a predicted model, not a curated record. The coding region runs from base 262 to 2907 and encodes 881 amino acids. Gene Ontology annotation, molecular function: helicase activity. The transcript has 11 exons. Gene Ontology annotation, biological process: regulatory ncRNA-mediated heterochromatin formation.